AUGAUAAAAGUAUGGAUGCUCUUAGUUUUGAUUUGCCUUGGCUAAUGUUAAGAUUUAUUAACAUCAAUGAAAAAUUAUGCUGAUGGAAUAGUUUAAUCAAAUAUAACUUAGAAAAUCCUUUUAGAUUUUGCUCCAUUGUUAUUGCCAUUAACUAUAUUCUCAAUUAUUUUGAUCUAAUUGAUGAAGUUUUGUUUCAAAAGAUAAAAAUUUUAUGACAAACUUCCUUAAACAGAAUAACAAGCGAGUAACAAAAAAGUGAGAUUACCAUUAAAGCAUAAAUUGCAAUUAUUCUUUAUGAGAUAUUAUUGUUAAAUUUUGAGAGUAUUUAAACAUUGA
Molecule: messenger RNA, 336 nt
Organism: Paramecium octaurelia
Lineage: Eukaryota; Ciliophora; Oligohymenophorea; Peniculida; Parameciidae
Source: the annotation of a GenBank genome assembly